This is a messenger RNA of Coregonus sp. 'balchen', 1252 nucleotides long. The record is from the annotation of a GenBank genome assembly. NCBI's taxonomy places the organism in Eukaryota, Metazoa, Chordata, Actinopteri, Salmoniformes, Salmonidae.
ACAGUCUAUAACAGUCUAUUCUUCCUCUAUACAUGAAUCAUAAUGGCCCCUUCGCUUAGGAAUACUGUACUUAUCCUGGCUACAUGCUAUUUUGGUACAGUAUAGUGCUUCUCCUUUCUACAUUCUCAUUCUCUGAACCUUAGACUAUUAUGUAUUAUAAACCCCAAAUAUUUUUUUUCAGAUUGCAAAGGUGAAGAGGCCGUUGACCAGCAGAGUGGACAUGUUACUGCCCUUGAAGGAGGACUGGUAACACUCAGCUGUAACUACACUACCAGUAGUCCAUCUCCUGAUCUCUUCUGGUACAUCCAGUUAACUAGGGACUCUCCUCAGUAUGUCCUGAGAAGAGAUCGUUAUUCAGAAGGGAGCGAUAGUGAUGAGUUCAAAGAGAGGUUUGAUUCCAGGCUGAAUUUCACAUCUAGCUCUGUCCCCUUGAUGAUCCAGAGGUUGCAGCUAUCUGACUCUGCUGUGUACUACUGUGCUCUGAAGCCCACUGUGACAACAGGAGAUUCAGUCACUGUACAAAAACUCAGGGUAGAGUGUUGUUCAGACAAUGUCACAAGCUUCUCAAUGUUUGACGAUACACAGAAAGAGGAGGAGACAAGGAGUUCAUAGUCUCAUCAUGGUCUAGUUACAUCAGAGUGGUAUUACUCUUCUCCCACUGAUCUCACAGUAGCAAGUAUGGAACCCUGGCUGAGGAAUUUACUGGUUCUUGCUACAUUGUUUUAUGGUAAAAUAAUAUUACUUUCCUUAUUUGUUUACUGCCUUUGCUCCAAGCCCUUUAUGCUUUCAAAUAUAUCUUUCAGUUUUAUAAUACUCCUACUAAUUUUAUACAUUUUAAUUCCCGCUAUCAUAUUGCUUAUCUUCUCUCUCCCCUAAUACAAAUGUGUGUCCUUUUCCAGAAUGCAGAGGAGAAGACACAGUCACUCAGCCACCAGGAGAUGUGAUCACUACUGAGGGAGGACAGAUCACAUUGGACUGUCAAUUUGAGACUUCAGUUUCUACAAGUCUAAAUCUGUUCUGGUACAAGUAUGAAGCAAAUGACUUCCCGAGGUUUAUGCUGGGCCGUUCUUCUUUUGGAAGUAUAAAUGGCACUGAUUUUGAGGAUAGAUUUGAUGCCCACCUCGAUACAGACUCCAAAUCAGUCCCCUUGACGAUCCAGAGGGUGCAGAUGUCUGACUCUGCUGUGUACUACUGUGCUCUGAAGCCCACUUUGACAACAGGAUAUACAGCCCCCUUACAAAAACAUACUGAG